Molecule: messenger RNA, 928 nt
Organism: Moneuplotes crassus
Lineage: Eukaryota; Ciliophora; Spirotrichea; Euplotida; Euplotidae
Source: the annotation of a GenBank genome assembly
AUGGGAAAUAGUCAGAAAAACUCAACUGAGAAAGAAUUUAAAGACAAGUAUAGAAUCAUUACCAUUAGUAAUGGAAAGAGUGACCAGAGACAAGACUUCGAGAAAAUUGUAGCAAAGAUGGAGAAAAUAGCCUCAACAGUCUGCUCGAUGGCUCAUGGAGAGAUCGGAAAACUUUUUGAGUACAUUUUUGAAGCUGAUGCUGAUGAUAUUAUGGACAAGAUUAUAUCCAUACAAGGGAAAAUUACCAGGAUUGAUCUUAAAAUUGACAUAAAAGUCGUUACUGAAUGUAGAAGUAAGAUUAUUAGCUCUAUCGCCUUCCUAAAGGAUUACCAUGAAAACAAUAGUAAAGACAGUUUCAAAUCGUUCUUUGAGUUGUCAAUUCCAAGUUUGCGACAACUUAAAGAGUACAUUUCCCUAAAUGACCCAAAUCCUGCUCUAAUGAAUUCUUUGACACUCCUCUGAAUAUUUUUGGAAACCCCUUUGUCUCUUCUUAAAUAUGGUGCUGAAAUAAAAUAUUUUCACGAAGAUGCUCUCAGAGCUAUCCAGGAAUGCAAAGAAGCUCUUUUUGACGAACAGAAAAAGGUUUAUUGAUACCUAAAAGGAAACAUCAACAGACCUUCCUACUUUGGGAUGGAGAGCUAUACUCCUGAUCUUGGACUUCCAGCUUUCGAAGACACUUGGAAUAAUAUCACAGUCAAGGUAAAAUCGAAAGAGGUCUGAUAUACCUGUAAAUACUCUUGUAUGCCACACCAUCACAAAUACGAUAAGGCUCGGAUUGAGGAUUAUGUUAGGGAAACUUAUCUUCGAGAAUUCGUAUCUAAACAGUUAAAACCUACCAUUGACUAUGUAGGAAAGAAUAAUGAUCUUGAAGACUCUUUUGAAUAAACUCUCUACUCUGUUUAAUUAUUUUCUAACCUUUCUGUUCAUA